This is a messenger RNA of Teleopsis dalmanni, 2204 nucleotides long. RefSeq lists its product as uncharacterized. The coding region runs from base 839 to 2056 and encodes 405 amino acids. The transcript has 5 exons. The record is from RefSeq and is a predicted model, not a curated record. Lineage: Eukaryota; Metazoa; Arthropoda; Insecta; Diptera; Diopsidae.
AGUGAAAGAAAAAAACGCAGGGGUUUAUUUUUGGGAUAUUUUUGAAAAAAAAUAAACACAUAUUUUGUUGGCGGUUGAUCGUACAGCUAUAAUGAUCGUAGUAGAGACAAAAAAUCUUGAGAGUUCGGUAUUCGAUUAAUACGUCUAAUAGCGUCUACUGGUAAAUGACGGCUGCUAAUCGUCGGUUGUUGAUCGUCAUUUGCUAGCUCGGUUGGUCACUGAAAUAGUAAUGAAAUAGAAAAGUAUCGGACGGGGCGCAUGUAGUAUUUGUAUUUUAUAUACAUACAUAUUUCAUAUCACACAAUAUUCUGUACAUAAGAACACAAUUUUUUGCAUAUAUUAAAAUGUGAAUUUUGAGUGAGAAACAGUGCAGAUAAAGCGGUUAAUAAUCGUAAAUUAAUUCAAAUAUUUCCAGCACGUCAGUUAAUUAUGAUUGUUAAGUGAAUAAUAUUAUUAUAUAGUUUAAUUAUAGCACUUCAAUUUGUAUUUUUAUUGAGAUCAAAGAAGUGCAUUCGGAAAGAAUUUUAAUAACUUGAAUAUAUUACAUCCAAAUAUUUUUCAUAGUUUGAUUAUACCAGCACACUCAUCAGAAUAUGAAUAUUUCUUAGCACACACCAUAUAUGAUAACACAUCUCCCUAUUUCCACACACGUAUGCAAACGUAUGUAGAUAGUAAUAUAAGCCGAAAUUGAAAUAGAAUUUGAAUUUUCGGCGCUUAUAUUGUACUUAAACAUUAAAAAAGAUUAAAAAAUUAAAAAAUUAAGAAAAGAACUUUUAAUAAACUUUCAAAAUUGGCAAUCAUAGAAGCAACAACCGUCGCAGUAUCAAAUUUUAAUCAAAUGGAUACCAAAACACCCACAAGUUCUUACCAUCAUCAAAGGGCGCCACGUACUCCUGAAAGUUAUUUUAAUGUACCGGAAUCAAUUUUACUUUUAAAUAUAGUGAAAUCAGAAAGAAUACAAAGUGCAUUUCAAUCAAAUCGUAAAAAUCACGCUAGCGUUUGGGAAAUGGUAGCUGAAGUUUUAAAUCGCUACAGUGCACGCAAGCGCUCUGCAAAACAAUGCUGUAAUCGUUACGAAAAUUUGAAAAAAAUUUAUACGCAAUUAAAAAAAAAUCCAGAGCGACACGUACGUCGGAAUUGGCCUUACAUGUUUCUGUUUAAAGAAAUUGAAGAACAACGUGGCGAAUGUUGGGGUUCCAAUGGCAAAAGGCUAUCACUUAUGCAGAAAAAUAAUAAGGAACUGUCAUAUUAUCGGCGACGGCAGGCAACUGACAUAGGCGAGCUUCUUAAACAUGAAGCAACAAUAGCUGUAGAGCAAAGUCUAUUGCAUAGUCUGACACAUUCAACAGAUUCAAAUAGUAAUAGUAAAUUGGAUCGUUUUUUACCAAAUCAUCUUGUUGAAACUCAAUUACACGAUGUGCCAUAUAACGAAAUGCCUUUACAAUUACAACCACCGCAAGUUAUGUGUAAAGAAAAUGAUUUGCAUAAUGGAGAAAAUUCCGUAAGGUUAAUUGCUUCAUCCUCUGCGCCAAUUAGUGGUAAUAGCUGUAAUAGUGUAACAGAAAAUGGCAGCAGUAGGAAAAACAACGCACAACUUGAAUAUGAUAAAGAUUGUAAUGGUGCAUUAAACUUGCAAACGAAUGAUAAUAGCGUUUCGAUGAAUAAAUGGUAUUUUGCCUUUGACAGAUCGGAACCACUUUCAGAAGGAGAAUUUAACCCUGAUGACAUUCAACUUAUGCAAACAAAUUAUAACGGGUCACAAAACUAUUAUCCACAAAAUAUUGAUCCAAAUAUUUUACAUCCGGAUGUCAUCGUUGAUACAGAUAAUCUUUCAGAUUGCACAAGCGUAUCUGUGAAAACGAAACGCAAAUUUUCAACUUCAACAGAUGGGGAUAGUACAAAUUAUGAAUUAAUCGAGUAUCUUAAAAGACGUGAGAAGCGUGAUGAGGAAUUAUUGAAACGUAUGGAUGCUCGCGAAGAACGUCUAUUGAGCCUGUUUGAAAGGACUGUUAUCGCCAUAGAAACUUUAGCACAAAUAAAUUUUAAUAAAAAUUGAAGUUAUUAUAUGCUACGUAAUUAAUUGGAACCAAAGAGAUUCAUAAGUUUUGACAGUUAUAUAUUAAGUAGUUAGCUUGGAACCUUAUAUAGAUAAUAAGAAAAUAAUGCCUGAAUGAUACUUAAGUUAUUUACUAAUAUAUUUUUAU